This is a messenger RNA of Trichomonas vaginalis G3, 597 nucleotides long. RefSeq names its product snoRNA splicing. NCBI's taxonomy places the organism in Eukaryota, Parabasalia, Trichomonadida, Trichomonadidae. Gene Ontology annotation, biological process: snoRNA splicing. Bases 1 to 597 code for a protein of 198 amino acids. Gene Ontology annotation, cellular component: U2-type spliceosomal complex. Gene Ontology annotation, molecular function: metal ion binding. The transcript has a single exon. The record is from RefSeq and is a predicted model, not a curated record.
AUGAGGAAAAGAACAAAAACAACAUCUUUAGAAUUGCCUAAGCUAUCACCACAAGAUGAGAUUCACAUUGAAACUAACAACAAAACCGAAAAUAAAGAAGCGCCUAUACAAAGAAACAUUCCAGAAAUUAAAAAUAAUAUUGAAACGAAUUUAAAGAAUGAGGAAGACAUCAAACCAAAUAUGCAUAAUAGUGAUGAGACGACAAAAAACAUGGGAUGGCAGAAAUAUUCACCUGUUAUUGACUCAGAAUUUGGAAUUUGCAAAGAUUACUAUAAUACAGGCUAUUGCACUUUUGGAUGGGCAUGCAAAUUUGUUCAUAUACGAGAUAGAGUUGCUUUAGCUUAUGAUCUCGAUCGUCAAUUUGAGCAAAAACAACUUGAAACUUCAAGGCUUGAAUCAAACAAACCAACAGUGGAACAUAUCGACAUAUGUGCCAUUUGCAAAGGUACAUUCAAGAAUCCUGUUCAAACUAAAUGCGGACACGUUUUUUGCCAAAAUUGCGCUUUUGAACGAUUCAAAACAGAUAAAACAUGCGCUGUAUGCGGCGCUAAUACAGAAGGUAUUUUCAAUACUUACAAACCUCCUAAUUCAAAGUGA